AGGGAGGAAGAAAGGUUAUUGGAGUGUGUGCGUGUAGGACAGCCUUCCCCUUGUGGAUACCUGAGACCUCCUGUUCCCUGCGAGCGGAGAGUGUGUGGUAGCUGCAGCCCGAAACGGAGAGCCGUUGUUCUCGACAUCGAGACCCAAACAUGUUCACAGUGACAACUUGUCUCACCUUCAUGGUCAUUCUCCUCGCUGUAGAGCCGCAAGAAGUUGGUUCCACCUUGAAGCUGAAGUAUGUAAAGGUUCUGCCUCAUGAAAAGGGACUGAAAGUCCUCUGGGAGCCACUACAAGAUGUAUCUAAGAGACUUGUAGAUCACUACACCAUUGGCUAUGGUAAAACUCUGGAAAACCUCAAGUUCAUCAAAGUGGAGAAAGACAAACAGUUUUUUAUAUUGGAGGAUGUAGAGCCUGGGGAAGUGUAUUUUGUGAUGGUGACUGCAGAAGGCCAAGUUGGAGUAAGCCAUCCAGUGUACAGACCCAAUCGUGCAGCUGGGAGAGAAUGGAUCAAAUUAGACGGGAUUUCUGAUAUGAGUCCACAAAUUCUCAAUGGAACUAUCACAGUGAGCAGCGUAUCAAAAGGACCUCAUCAUUUGCGAGUCAGAUCUUCUGACAAUAAGGCUUCACCUCGAUUGAGAUCACCUCGUACCUCUCAAGCUAGAAGCUAUCUGCUUGGCAGGAGAAUGAAGUAUGCACCACAUCCAAAAGAACAAAGGAGACAUGAAGUACAGAAACUUGUUCCUGAAUCAUUGUAUGGGAUGUCUGCUCGGGCAAGGAAUGCCCUAGGGCAGAGAGAAUCUGUUUACAGAGCAAUCCCAACAAAACACAAAGUUCCAGAGAAUAAUGAAUUGUAUGAACCCAGAGACAUCACAGUGCGAGUUGUGAGUCCACAGUCUGUGCUUGUUAUAUGGGUCGAUCCUGCACUUCAAAAGGAAAAGAAUCGUGGUGCUGGCUCAGACAGAUAUUACACUGUUAGAUACAGAGAGAAAGGCGAAUCAGCCAAAUGGGAAUAUAAAAUAUCUAAGACAUACAGGCGAGUUCUGAUUGACCAGCUCACACCAGAUUCCAUAUACGAAUUUGCUGUUCGUGCUUCACAAGGAGACAGAGAUGGCAAAUGGAGUGUUUCAGUUUUCCAAAGAACACCAGAGUCUGUUCCUACUUCUAGUCCUGAGAACUUUGAGGUGAAGCCAUUAGGUGAAAAAGGAGUAGCAGUGACUGCAUCCUGGGACCCUCCUAAUGACAGCAAGGGAAAGGUUACAGAAUACAUUGUUUCAUACACCCCGGCUCUCAAACCAUUCGGAGCAAAGACUAUUACUUUUACUGGGGACAUUACAACUGCCGUAGUUGAUGGUCUGCAACCCGGGGAGCGCUAUAUUUUCAAAAUUCGAGCAGCAAACCGGCGAGGACAAGGUCCUCAAUCCAAAGCCCUCAGUGUUGCUAUGCCAAAAAGCAAUACUGCUGCAACUUUGCAUCGUAGGACUCAUGACAAAGCUCUAACUUCUCCAGGAUUCGCAUCAUCUUCAGCCUCCAAGUCCUUACCCAAUAUGCCUUCAUCACGCUUGCCAUCUUUUUCAACUGUUCCUAAACCCAUCUCUGAUUUCAGAUCAAAGAUGAGAAAAUCUUCCUCUCCCUUUCCUGACUCCCAUUCACCAUUUUAUGGCUCUGAUACAAAACCAGCUCAAAACUUGCAUUUCUCCUCUUCAUCAUUAAUCCCUCCUUCCUUUCCCUUAACAACAUCAAAGCAUUCAGCUACAGACUCCAGGAGAAACAGUGAAUUGUUAACUAGAACAAGACCUACCUCUUCUGCAAUCCCAUCCAACAGAAACCCAACUCAGAUAAGAAUAACAAAUUCCAAAGCAAGUCUUAGAAAACAAUUUACUUCUGGCUCAUCAUCUGUUCAGACACAAAAUGAAACAAAAGAGCCAAGCCGAGAACAGCCCAAACAUCUGACUUCUUCAACUUUUCCCUCUGCGAGAUCACCUUCUGUGUUUUCAGAGGAAAAUAAGGAAGGGAAAAGUGUAGAGGAAGAGGAGGAAAAAGCCGAAGAGAGAAACAAAAAAAACAAGAAUCGCAUUUUAAUACAGUUGAAGCAAUCUAGCCAUAAUUCAAUGUUGAGUAGACAGACUUCAAUUUCCCAGUCACCAAAGUCAUUCUCUGUUCCUGAUCCUAGAUCAACACGACCACUCUCAAGAACAGCUUCAAAUUCAAAUUCUUCUCAUACUGCAUCUUCCCAGUCUUGGUCUAGUUCUAACAGAAGAAGGGUGAUUAGUGAUCAUGAUAAAAAGCCCGCUUCCACAUCUUCAUCACACUCAGCUUCACAAAGUAACCCUUUAUUAGGAUCCAGUUUUGUUAAGACCAAACUUGUGCCUGGGAUCCCAAAAAACACAUUUUCACCACGAUCUAAUCCUCCUCCUCUUGUCUCAUCCUCCUCUUCAUCAUCCUUAGGAAAUUAUCACAGGUCUUCAUGGGCAGAUCCUCUCACACGCUCCAGUAAUGAAAAGGUAUUGUCUGGUCCUGAUAGAAAGCAAACAUCCUCAUCCUCCUUUGAAAGAAAACUAACUACUUCCAGUAGUUCCUCUCAGCAUGUUCCACCUUCACCCGUUCAGUCGUCUUCUACACCCUCAGAAAGUUCAGACAAAUCUUCACUAUUAAAGCCUAGCACAGGUUCUAGUGUCUCUAAUAUCAUGCUGAUAUCAAGGGCUGAAAGAAAACCAGUUUCCUCUUCUGUUUCCUCUCAGUCCCAUCCAUCUUCAUCAAUCCAGUCCUCCUCCUCUAAAUCUUCAGAAGGCUCACGUUCACUUUUGCCAUCAAAUCGCCUUUCUACCUCCCAUAUUGGCAAUGCUAGAAUACCUGACAGUAAAAGUAAGCCAUCUUUCUCUUCGGUACCAUUCCAAACUACCUCUUCUUCAACUUCACAGGGUCACUCUCAUCUAUCUGAACGAGAAAAUUCCUACUUAAAUCCCAAUGGUGCCAACAGAGAAUUUGUAGCCAGUCUGCCAACAAAACCAGUUACCUCUUUUGUAACUCAGUCUGUUGCUUCAUCACAUAUUCUGUCAUCUUCAAGACAUUCCAGACAACAAGCAUCUUCAUUUCCUUCAGGCUCCAAGGAAAUAAAUAGAAGACAGCCUUUCUCCCCAUCCUCAUCACAACUUUCUGCAUCACAUCCCCUUUCACCAUCUUCACAUCGACACCGUUUCCCAGGGAUAAGAACACGGUUUCCUUCUAGGUCAACAAUCACAGGAAACUUUUUACGUUCAGGAAGAUUUAGAAAAUUUGGGAAGUCUCCUCCAGACCAAUGGAAAACUGGGAGACCAAAUUUAACAGCUGACAGAGGGAGCAAAGUUUCGGUUGACAGAGAUAGUAAUGAAAAGGCAACUGGGCGUAGGGUCAUCGCUGGACCUCAGGAUACUAAAUGGAUUGUAGAUUUUGACCGAGGGAUACUGAUGAACCCUGAAGGACAAAUACUCCAGGAUACAGAGGGAAAGCCCCUCCAAAUACAACUGGGAGCAGAUGGUCGAACUAUACUAGAUGAGAAAGGAACCCCAAUUCUGAGUCCCAAUGGUUUACCUCUGUUUGGACAUGGACGAGAUAGUAAACCUUUAGUUGACCCAAAAGGUAAGCCCAUUUUGUCAGUCGGAGGCAAGCCCGUCAUCGGAUUAAUCCGCCAAUUAGAAACGACAGUUGCAUCUACUACUACACCUACAACAACCAUGGCUGCAACGACCAGAAGUACCACAACAGAGCCAACUACAACAGAGUUAACAACCAAGCCAACUACAACAGAGUUAACAACCAAGCCAACUACAACAGAGUUAACAACCAAGCCUACUACUGUCAUUCCAACAUGUCCCACAGGCAGUAAUAUAAGAUUGAAUGAAGAUGGUUAUCCUAUCCUAGGUCCUGCUAAUACUAUUGAAUGUUUCACUGAAGAAGAGUUUUCAGGGAUGGAACCUGACAUGAUGAUAACAGCUCCCAUGGAACGUGAUGCACUGGAUGCUUUAGCCAUUAAAGAAGGUUUUCAGCUGGUCGUGACUACUCUACCUACAACAACUGAACCUCUGACAACAAUAGAGCCUGUGACGUGGUCAUUCCAUAUGAUUCCCCAGUUAAAGUUUGACACGGCAGGAAAUGAGCGAUUUGUUGCUGCUCACGUGAAUUACAUCAGCAAAGAUCCAGCAGCCCCUUGUUCAUUGACAGAAGCACUGGAGCACUUUCAAGUGGAUUCACUGGUGGAUAUUAUUCCAAAAGACCUGCAGGAUGAAACCCUACCUCCCGAGCAAGCUCCACACAACAUCACCAUUGUGGCUGUCGAAGGCUGCCAUUCCUUCAUAAUUCUUGACUGGGCAAAGCCUCUAAAGAACGAACUUGUAACAGGUUAUCUUGUCUAUAGUGCUUCUUAUGAUGACAUCUUGCAGAACAACUGGUCUGCAAAGCCUACAGCAGCCAGCACGCACUUACCAAUUGAAAAUCUGAAGCCAAAUACAAGGUAUUAUUUUAAAAUUCAAGCAACGAACCCAUAUGGUUACGGCCCCAUCAGUGAAGCCUUGACUUUUGUGACAGAAUCAGAUGACCCACAGAUUAUUAUCAGGCCACCUGGGGGUGAGCCAAUUUGGAUUCCUUAUACAUUCAAGUUCGAACCUUCUUCCAGCGAAUGCUCAGGGAAGCAGUAUGUGAAACGCACAUGGUACCGGAAAUUUGUGGGUGUGGUGCUCUGUAACUCACUGCGAUACAAAAUCUUCCUGGCUGAAGGCCUGAGAGAUACAUUUUACAGCAUUGGCGAUGCUUGGGGGAAAGGGGAGGACCACUGCCAGUUUGUUGAUUCUUUCUUGGAAGGAAGGACAGGAACACACACAUAUCCGGAAUCACUGCCUAUCAUUCCAGGUUAUUAUCGAAGUUAUCGCCAAGAGCCAGUGUCAUUUGGCCUUAUUGGUGGAAUUGGGAGGUUUGGUGGGACUUCCAAUUUCUACGUGGGUUGGUAUGAAUGUGGAGUACCUAUUCCUGGAAAAUGGUAAUGAAAUGAAUCCUUUGAAAUUGCUCGUGCAAGACUUAACAACUCGACUUACAUCUGAGCUGAAUUAACAGAGUACUGAGAGAACUCCUUGCUAUAGAAUACUGGACAAUGUGUCGAAGAAUCAAGAUUAUUUUCACACAAUUUCAAACACUGUUUCUACUGCAAUCUUACUGGAAUAUACAUCAUAUCCUUUUAAUAUAUAUAAAUGGAAGACCAGGACUUAGAAUAAACAUGCCUGAUAUAAUUGCACUCACUUGUGGUGGUUCCAUUUUCUACCUAUAGGGAAGGAAUUGAAAAAAGAGUCAACAAUCAAAGGUCUGUUGACAUGAGAUUUAAAAACCCUUCAGAAAUUCCACCUGGGUAUUAGAAUAGCCUCAGUGAACUGCACUUGUAAGCUCAUAAGUUUUUCAAGAUAAUUCUUUGUCAGAGCAUUGUACUGAAAGAUUUCAUUACAGAAUCAUUUUGAGCUAUUAGAGGAAAUUCAAAUAGUCCAUCAUAAAAUAUUCUCGACUAACAAUUGCCACUGUUGAAAUUUCAUUUCAAUUUUUUCACUUCUGUACCUGCAAAUUGUACAGAUUUUCUCUGCUGCUGCUGAUCUUCCACUAAUCAACAUGGUAAAUGAUCUGUGCUUAUCAGUAAGAUUGGUGUGAAUAUUAACUUACUUCCCAGUUUUAAAAAUUGCAAGUCUCAAGCAAAUCAUGUACUGCUUUAUCUUCCAUACAAUACCGGAUUGUGUACAUGCAGUCAUACAUGCUCUAUUUAACUGACCUAUAAUUGACUAUAUUGUAUAAUGAGCCUACAUUGAACACAGCACUGAAGAUCCGUAUCCAAAUGCAUCAAUGGCUGGAUACGAAACAUUGAGAUUUGGCAUUCCAUCACUUCCUUUCAUCAAUAUUUUUCAGUCCAGAGUCUGAAAUAGAAUCCCAUUUCCACAUGCCAAUCUUGAUAAGCUACCUGUGUGGUGCUAAUUUUUAUUUACACUUUCUAGCUAACUCACAAAGUUCAAAAUAUUUAAUGUGUAGUUUUCACAUCUGUAAAAGUCCGUUACAUUGGAAAAAUUCAAAAAAACUUUUUUGUGAAAACUGAAUGCUCUGGGUAGAUUGGGCUUGAUUUUGAAACCAGAGUCAAGGGAGAAUUUCUUGAUAUAUUCCUGCAGUUUCCUUGGUGCAUUUUUUAUUCUUGCGCAGUAUUUUAAGACAAAGUUUUUUUGCGCAGGCGCAAUGAAUUUAUGCUGUUUUAAAACAGCACCAAACAGAACAAUGUAGUGAAAACAAUAGUGAACCUGUAACUCUUUGUGUGUUAAAUCAUUGCGCUGGCGCAAAAAAAAAGCAAUAUUUGAGAGUGAAUUUGCUAAUUGCAAGUUCCCAGCAAGUAGCCACACUUAGUUGGAGUGUAGUCAGUGAUAAAGCUACAGCACUGUAGCACCAGUUCUCCCAUUCACCAUCUAAAACAUGGCUAUUCACUGGGAGCGUGGAAUCAGGGAAUUUAACCUCAUGUCCUGAUGUGCCUUUUAUUAAAUGUUAUUUUGGUUAAAUGUGCAAAGUAAACCCCUUUAAACAUAGAAAUCUUUUUUUAUAAAAUGUGCAUUUUAUAGUUAAAAAAAAUCUGUUUAGAGAGCAUAUUUAAAUGGAAUUUGGGAAUUUCAAACACAAGCUUUUCUGCUUUUCCAACUUGUGAAUCUUGUUGCCUUGUAUACAGAACCACACAUUUAACCAAGAGUUGUGCCAAAUCUGUUGUUACCUGUUGCACCUGAGAAAAAUCUGUACUUUAAAAUUGAGAAAAUCAGCUGAAAAUAGUAGUCUGCAUGUUAGGUCAAAGAAAAAAUGCUUUAAUUAUAAACUGCACCAACACAAUGAUCUGUGCAGCGUUUGGGUCUAAUAAGCAGUUUAUGUAUGGUAUCAGAAAUGUAUCUUGUGCUUUUGGCUCUGAUCGUUGAAUUGAUAUCACACUAUUUAAACUUGUUUUGCAUCA
Carcharodon carcharias (great white shark) is the source of this 6982-nucleotide messenger RNA. RefSeq names its product fibronectin type III domain containing 1 (gene fndc1). Lineage: Eukaryota; Metazoa; Chordata; Chondrichthyes; Lamniformes; Lamnidae. Gene Ontology annotation, molecular function: protein binding. The record is from RefSeq and is a predicted model, not a curated record. The coding region runs from base 150 to 5012 and encodes 1620 amino acids. The transcript is spliced from 23 exons.